AUGAUACCGUCGGCUGAUCCUAGUAAUCCGCAGUACAGUAUGAUUCCUCAACUUACCACGCAAAUGUCUACCUUACAUCUCGGCACUGGUUCCUAUAUAGCGAGCCCACAUCCUUAUCCUUAUACGACUUACCCCGCCCCUAGCAUUAUUCACACCAUGCCACUGGGCGAGUCGGAGCAGACGAGUAAUGCAGCGUCCCCCGACGACUCCUAUCAGCAGUACCAGGCUCAACAGCCUAAGUAG
Molecule: messenger RNA, 243 nt
Organism: Monomorium pharaonis (pharaoh ant)
Lineage: Eukaryota; Metazoa; Arthropoda; Insecta; Hymenoptera; Formicidae
Gene: shep
Product: protein alan shepard-like
Cellular component (GO): cytosol; nucleus; ribonucleoprotein complex
Molecular function (GO): mRNA 3'-UTR binding; poly(U) RNA binding; poly(A) binding
Source: RefSeq, a predicted model, not a curated record